GGCGUGUCAUGGCGGCCUGCCGGCCUGAGGCGCCUGGCUCCCUUCAUCCUUUUCCUACAAGAUCCAAGUUCAGUAUGCACUCUGGCACCAAUUCCCACCCACCCCUUAACGCCUGGGCCUGGAUUCUGAUUCAAUAGAUGGGAUCACCUAAAAAUCAGCUGCAUUUUAACAAAACUUUGGAGGAGCAAGCCUGGCUUGAGUCUGCCCGGGCCUUCAUCCAAGAGACGCUGUGCCCACCUGGCAAGGAGCCUAAUAUCCAGUUGACUCAGUUGGUCAUUGACCAUGUGAAGACUAUCUGGUCAUCCCAGGGAAGGAACCAGGGUUUUACACUGCCCCUCAGCUACAGCUUUGUCUCAGUAAAGGACCUCAGGACCCACCAGCGUCUCCCGUGCUGCAGCCACUUGUCCUGGAGCAGUACUGCGUACCAGACUUGGGCCGAAGAGGCUGGACCACGUGGGGUCCCCUUGCCCCGGGAGCGCCUGCUACUUUUAGGGACAUUAACAGAUCUAUCAGGGGACUUGGAACAAGAGGCCAGGAGUGGAAGCCUCUAUAUAAGAGAUAACACUGGUACCCUGGGCUGUGAGCUCAUAGAUCUGGACCUUUCUUGGUUGGGCCAUCUCUUUAUAUUCCCCAGUUGGAGCUACCUCCCUGCUACAGUGAAGCCCUCAGGAGAAGGGCACCUGGAGCUCUGGGGUGUCCCUGUGCCAGUGUUUCCCUUGACCAUCAGUCCUGGCCCUCUCACCCCCAUCCCUGUUCUCUACCCGGAGACGGCCUCCCGCCUGCUCAGGCACAGAAGCAAGCUCAGAAGUGUGCAGCCAAACCUUGCUGGGAAGCUGGUUCGAUUGAGUGCUCUGGUGAAAAGUCGAAAGCAAGCUUACUUUGUCCUGUCUCUGGGUGGGUCAUCCCCAGGCGACAGCUGUGUGCCUGUCAUCGUGCAGGUCCCUGCCCAGCUGGUGUGGCACCGAGCCCUUUGGCCUGGAAGGGCCUAUGUGCUGACAGAGCUGCGAGUGUCCAAGCUCCAUGGUCACCGUUACUUGAUUUGGAUGACCAGUCCCUCCUCCCAGCUGCUGCCACUGAAACCAGAGUGUGUGCAAGAACUAGAACUGGGGCUGGAUGGACCCCCUGUGGAGGCUGGCCCCCAGCCACUCCCCAUGCCCAGCAACCCCCAAGACAAAAAGGGUCCAGAAGGUCUUGUCCGGGACUCCAGACUCUUAUCAUACACGGGAAAGGUCACUGGUGUGCUGAACCAGCCCGCGGGCUUCUAUGAGCUGGACGGGCAGCUGGGACUCUGCCUUGCCUACCAGCAAUCCCAUGGCCUCAGGCGGGUCAUGCGUCGAGGAGUUUGUCUGGAGCUUCAGGAUGUUCACCUCCUGCAGUCACUGGGCGGGGGGCUGAGAAGGCCGGUGCUAGCCUCCUGCCUCCGUGGCGCUGUUCUGCUCAGGCGUUUCUCCUGUCAGAUGCCUGAGACUCAGUCUUCCCACCGAGCCCAGGGGGCCUCCCUGUAUGAGCAGCUGGUGUGGGAGCAUCAGUUAGGACUUCCCCUCUACCUGUGGGCCACCACAGCCCUGACGGACCUGGCCUGCAAGCUAUGUCCCCACGUGCUGAGACACCACCAGUUCCUGCAGCAUUCCUCUCCCGGGAGCCCCAGUCUGGGACUGCAGAUCCUGGCCCCGACCUUGGAAGUUCUUGUCCCACCUACAUUCCCCCGUCGGAAUACACACAGCGAGAUCCUCGAAGAGCCACAUCACUGUCCACUCCAGAAGUACGCUCGGCUGCAGACCCCCUGCUCUUUCCCUACGCUGGCCGCCCUGAAAGAGGAAGGGAAGUGCAAGGCCUGGGCCUCUUUUAACCCGAAGACCCUCCUGCCCCUCCCAGAGGCCUCUCACCUGCCGAGUUACCAACUUAAUCAGCGCCUGGCCUGGUCCUGGCUCUGUCUGCUGCCCUCUGCCUUCCACCCGGCCCCGGUUCUACUUGGGGUCCUGGUGCCUUCAUCUCGUAAAGGUUAUCUGCGACUUCAAGACCGAACUGGUUUCCUCCACUGCCUACUCCUGGCCAAGCCCUCACAACCCCUCACUGACCCUGGGCUCAUAGGCUGUCUGGUGCGGGUAGAGAGGUUCCAGUUGGUCAUAGAAAGGAAUAUCAGGAGCAACUUCCCUUCCUGGAAGGAGCUGGGCAUGACCGGCUUCAUCCAGAAGCAGGAGGCCAGAGUCUAUGUCCAGUUCCUCCUAGCUGACGCUCUGAUCCUGACUGUGCCUAGUCCCCUCCUUCACUCGGCCAGCUCCUCAGCAGCACCUCAGACAGAGCCCUCCCCCUCGGAGGGUCCCCACUUAGGACAGAGCCGGCUGUUCCUGCUGUCCCACAAGGAGGCACUGAUGAAGAGGAACUUUUGUGCCCCCCCGGGAGCCAGUUCGAAAGUGGCCAUGCCCACCCUCAGUUUCCAUGUAUUAGGGAGCUGGCUUGGGGGCACCCAGAGGAAGGAGGGGACUGGAUGGGGCCCACCCGAGGCCACAGAAGAUGAAAACUCAGAGCAGAAGGUUCUCCUCAUCUUCCUCGGCUCCUCAGUCCGCUGGUUUGAGUUCUUGCACCCAGGACGAGUGUACCGACUCGUGGCCUCCGGCCCUUCCACACCAGCGCUGUUCAAAGGGGGUGAUUCACCCUGCAUAUCGCAGCGACCCCUGGAGCUAGCUGGCUGUGCAUCCUGCCUCACUGUCCAGGAUGAGUGGACCCUGGAACUUGAGAGCUCCCAGGACGUCCCAGAGGUGCUGGGUACCCACAGGGCGCUGCCCGAGUCCUCCCUGACCGAUCUGCUCAGUGACAGCUUCACGGAUUCAUUGGUGUCUUUCUCAGCUGAGAUUUUGUCACAUCUCCGGAUGCGGCCGGUAAUGACACCUUUGGGGAAAGGUCUGAAAGAGACGGGGAGCACUGGGGCUGUGAGACGGUGUGUGAAGCUCACUGUAGCCCUGGAGACUGCUGACUGCGAAUUCCCCCCUCACUUGGACAUUUAUAUCGAAGACCCACACUUGCCUCCUCCCCUAGGGCUUCUUCCAGGAGCCCGGGUCUACUUUAGCCAGUUAGAGAAACGGGUUUCCAGAUCCCGCAAUGUUUACUGUUGUUUCCGGUCGUCUACUUAUGUGCAGGUCCUGAGUUUUCCCCCGGAUACCACAAUCAGUGCUCCCCUGCCCCACAUCUACCUGGCUGAACUUCUCCAAGGUGACAAGGCCCCAUUCCGGGCCACUGCCUCUUGCCAUGUAGUUUCUGUCUUCAGCCUUCAGCUCCUCUGGGUGUGUGCUCACUGUACCAGCCUCUGCCUCCAGGGAAGGUGUACUCGUCAGAACCCCACUUGCUCCACUCAGACACCUAUAAGCCAGGCCAGCAUCAGGCUCCUGGUGGAGGAUGGGACUGCCGAAGCUGUGGUGACCUGUAGAAAUCAUCAAGUGGCAGCAGCACUGGGGCUGUGUCCUAGUGAGUGGGCCUCCCUCCUAGAGUUUGUCCAAGGGCCAGGGAAAGUGGCUUUGCAAUUUACAGGACCUGGAGCCCAACUCGAGUCCUCAGCCAAGACUGACGAGCCCUUGGCCCUCUUCCUCUGGACGCUCUGUGCCAGUGUCUCUGUCCUCCGCCCUGUUGUGCUUUCUUUUGAGCUUGAGAGGAAACCCUCCAAGAUCAUCCCGUCAGAACCUCCUCGGCUCCACCGAUUCCAGUGUGGGGAGCUCCCUUUCCUGACUCGUGUGCAUCCCAGGAUCCGACUCUCAUGCCUCUCUCUCCAGGAGCCCCAGCACCCCAGUGAUCUAGGGGCCUUGGUUUCCUCCUGCUAACCCCAGCUGCAGUGGCCUAAAAGUUCUUCCUGUCCUGCUGGAAACCCUGAGGUCUGGGCUCCAGCUCUUCCCCCCACAUCAUGGCCCUUACCUUUUCUGUGAUUGAACCCAGACCCCAAGUCCCUAGAUUCAGAAACUGCUACCCUACUUUUAUUUCUCCAGUGUUCUGAUGCCAGUCUGUCCUGUGAAAAAGAACAAAUCACAGCUGUGUGGCUGUUUCCUCUCUAAUUGGGGUCAAGGCACCUGUGCUCACAGGUGGCCCUGAAUACUUGGGUUCUGUCUUUGUGGCAGGAACUUGCCCCUUGAGGGGGUGCUCCUGACAGUCCUCUUGGUCUGCAAUAAAGUUCUGGUGGUCUUUCUCA
Phacochoerus africanus (Common warthog) is the source of this 4174-nucleotide messenger RNA. It is a transcript of the gene CTC1, whose product is annotated as CST telomere replication complex component 1. The transcript is spliced from 24 exons. The record is from RefSeq and is a predicted model, not a curated record. Gene Ontology annotation, biological process: telomere maintenance via telomere lengthening; positive regulation of DNA replication. Lineage: Eukaryota; Metazoa; Chordata; Mammalia; Artiodactyla; Suidae. Gene Ontology annotation, molecular function: telomeric repeat DNA binding; single-stranded DNA binding. Gene Ontology annotation, cellular component: CST complex. Bases 138 to 3812 code for a protein of 1224 amino acids.